This is a messenger RNA of Bombina bombina (fire-bellied toad), 322 nucleotides long. RefSeq names its product MIEF1 upstream open reading frame protein. Bases 110 to 322 code for a protein of 70 amino acids. NCBI's taxonomy places the organism in Eukaryota, Metazoa, Chordata, Amphibia, Anura, Bombinatoridae. The transcript has 2 exons. The record is from RefSeq and is a predicted model, not a curated record.
GUUCCGCCAUAUUACCGGCGACCCUGACAAGUUGCUUAGCGGGAGGUACCGUACUGGGCUGUGUGGCGGGAGGAGUGGCCCAGCCGACGCUCCUCUUCGUCUCUCUGCCAUGGCGGGCUGGUCCCGUGAGGCGGUUCUGACUCUAUACAGAGCACUUCUGCGUCAGGGUCGCCAGCUGCAGUACACGGACCGUGACUACUACGCUUCAUAUAUACGUCGAGAGUUUAGGAAACAACAAGGGUUGACACAGCUAAAGGACAAGGAGAGACAGCUGGAGAAGGGCCACUUUUUCCUCAGGACCAAGCUUGGGGGCCUGGUGUAA